This is a messenger RNA of Ogataea philodendri, 732 nucleotides long. RefSeq lists its product as uncharacterized. The coding region runs from base 1 to 732 and encodes 243 amino acids. Gene Ontology annotation, biological process: coenzyme A biosynthetic process. The transcript has a single exon. NCBI's taxonomy places the organism in Eukaryota, Fungi, Ascomycota, Pichiomycetes, Pichiales, Pichiaceae. Gene Ontology annotation, molecular function: dephospho-CoA kinase activity; ATP binding. The record is from RefSeq and is a predicted model, not a curated record.
AUGCUUGUUAUUGGACUCACUGGGGGCAUCGCCUCUGGCAAAUCAACAGUGUCCAAGAGACUGCAUGACGAGUAUAAUAUUACCAUAAUAGACGCCGACAAGAUUGCAAGGGAAAUUGUGCAGCCGGGGCUUCCUGCGUACAACAAGAUAGUCAAAUACUUUGGAAACAAAGUGAACAACCUGGUUCUGCCCGAUCGCAGCCUGAACAGACCCGCCCUGGGAGCGUACGUGUUUCAGAACAAGGACGAAUUGAAGGUGUUGAAUAAGAUCACCCAUGGCCAAGUCCGCAAAGAGAUGAUAUGGCUACUGUUCCGCAGCUGGUUCCGUAUGGAGGCGAUGGUUGUUUUGGACGUGCCGCUUCUUUUCGAAGCUGGUCUGGACCUGAUCUGCGGGACCACGCUGUGCGUGUUUUGUGACCCCAAGUUGCAGCUCGAACGGCUGAUGAGCCGUAACCCGGAGCUUAGCCGCACGGAGUGUGAAAAACGAAUUGCCAACCAAAUGCCAACAGAGGAAAAGAUCGCUCGGUCUGAUUAUUCGCUUUCGAAUGACUCCACGGUGGAGGCACUUUACGAAGAAAUAUCUCAGGUGAUUUCCAGGGUCCGUCCAACAAAACUUACGACUAUUCUACAGUACUUCCCGCCAAUUGGAGCUCUUUUUGCGCUAAAAAUUGUUGUGCAACGUUGGUGGGAGCAGAGAUCCAAUAGCAGCACAUCAAAGGACAAACAAAGCUGA